UUUCGCUUCAAAAAUGCAUUCCGCUGGUAAAGGAAUCUCCUACUAUUAUCGCUUGUUUAUGAUAAUAGGUCUCGCCCAAAAUACCAUCGAACAGAGCAGCAAUAUUCUACAAGAAUCGACGUAGCUUUCCUUAAGGCUUCGACUCUUAGCGAGCUACGUAAGAGAAGAUUUGCUCGGGCGUGCUGUGGAAUCCGGUCAUUCAGCGCUGGAAUUAGAGAAAUCGAAGUUCCAAAUGAUCUUCUAAAUUAGCAAAAUCUUCUAAAUGUUCUAAAUGAGCCUGAUAUAUCGAAAAUCGUUACUUUAGGAGGAAAUAUUGUUUGUGAGAAUAUGGCAGCCCUAAGGAGUGAUUCUCCCAUGAUGGAUGAUGGAUAUCCUCAGCCAUCACUUUUACCUGGAGAAAUUGUUGUUGCUAAGGCUAUCAAUGUGCUCCGAUUUCAAACAAUGGCAGAUCGAAAGUCUGGGAUAUCUGGAGUGCUGUAUGCAACCAACUUCCGUAUGUCCUUCUUGACAAGAAACCCAAGUGCAGAAACGAAACUUAACUCUGUGUUUCAGUCAAAUCCUGAUUUAACUGAAGCUGGAGAAAUGUACUCAGAUAUGCAAAGAGAAAUGCACAUUCCACAAACUUGUAUAGAUGAGAUUUCUUAUUAUUCAAGUUCCACUGCAGAAGGAUCAAAAAUUAAGAAAGUGGUUCCUGGAUCACGCAUGUCUACUAAAGUUCAUUCCUUGGAAAUCCGUUGCAAGGACUUUAGAGUAGUAAGAUUUGGCUUAAAAUUUACUCCCAAAAAAGAUCAUCAAACCAUGGUGAAUGCAAUUUCCCAUUACAAGACACCAAGCUCCAUUGUUCUGUUGUUUGCGUUCCCCUACAGUAGAGCACAAAACUCUUUGGAAAAUGGCAAAACCAGGCUGAACACCAUUCCAACUUUUCGAUCUCUUCCUGAUUGGCUGAAUGAGUUGAGCAGGCUCCAGGUUGAUGACACAUGGCGAGUAGCAGCUGUCAACAAUAAAUUCCAGACAUGUCCAUCGUUGUCAGAGAUGUUUGUUGUACUUGCAUCCUUGUCAGAUUUGGACAUCAACAGGAUGUCACUUCAUUAUGUUGAUUCUCGUCUUCCAAUUUGGUGCUGGAGUCACCCUCGCACAGGAGUACCUAUGCUUUACAGUGGUGCAGGAAGACCAGAUAGUAUAUUUCUUGAGAAGGAAGAAACAUCCUUCUUCCAAGCAUUAUCAUUAAUUCCAAGCAACACUGAACACAAAGAGGUCAAGGUGAUUGAUACAACAAAGAUAUGUGCAACUACAAAAGACCUACAACAGAGCUUCCUCAAGGUCAGAGAGCUGUGUGUGUUGGAGACAAGCAAGGAGUUUUGGAGCAUUGAUCCUCAUUGGCUUUCAAGUCUGGAAACAUCAAGAUGGCUGAAUUAUGUACGGUUGUCCCUUGUUGCUGCUAUGAAUGUUGUGCGGUCAAUCUGUAAUGACCGGUCGCCAGUUAUUAUCAAGGAAACUGGGGGUCGUGAUUUUGCUGUGGUUGUAGCAAGUCUUGCUCAGCUCAUUUUGGAUCCAUAUUACAGAACAAUAAGAGGGUUCCAGACUCUUAUCCAGAAAAUGUGGGUGCUUGGAGGACAUCAGUUUCUCUUGCGCUGUAAUCACACCAUUCAGCCUACCCAGGAAAUUGACAAGGAAGAGUCCAGAGAGUCACCAGUGUUCCUUCAUUUUAUUGAUUGUGUGUAUCAACUCACUCAGCAGUUUCCAUCUGCAUUUGAAUUCUCUGAGACAUAUCUUCAUGCUCUUCUUGACACUGUACAUGCAUGCAUGUUUGACACAUUCUUGUUUGACUCUGAGAAGCAAAGAUCAGAGAUGUGUCAAGUGGAAUUAAAAGGAAACUCCAUGGCAUCCUUGUGGGAGUUUGUUGCAGAGCAGCUUGCUGAAUCAAGAAACUCAGGGCCUUAUCUUAAUCCACUGUUUGAGUACAGAAAUUAUUUGGAUGAAGAUGAAAAUGGAGUGAAUGAGGAGUCUGUUUACUUAAGAGUGAACACCCUUGCUCCAGGUAUAAAAUUCUGGUCGGGGCGUUACCUAAGAUGGCUCCCCACAGUUCACGUGAGCACAGGAAUGGGAGAGAACUCCUCAUUGCAAUUCCAGCAGAUGAUCCUUGUGAAUGAAUUAAGGGUGUUGCGGCAUCGUUUGGCUGUCAACAAGUAUGAGCAAACUCCUGAUGCAAACUCAAUUGAUGGACACAAAAUUCGUGGUCUGGACUCCACUGAUUUUGAAUUUAGCACUGAUUUUAGUUUGGACUUGGAAGCAAGCAAACUACUCACUUCUAGCAUGCCAUUUAUUGGAGAUCUGGCCCUAAGCAAGUAUUACACUGGAGAUUUGCCAUCAGCAAAUGGAUCUUCCAACAAUACAGUUGAUGUUGGAAAGUUUUGACUGUGUUAUUGUAUUGGUUGGAGUCAAGUUGGAAGCUUAGAUCAGCCAAGAAGAUCCUAUAACAGCACAGCUUUGGUGCGGCAGUGUAGAUGGUUCUUCAAGUGGUUGUUAAGGGAACUAUGUUUACAGAGAUGGCAAUGAAGUAAAUCUAGUGUUCUCCUUUUCAUGUGGUAACACAUGAAAUUUACCACUUGUAGUACCUCUUAUUACAGCCUAACAUCUUUUGGAAUUCUUUUAAAUUAAGCUGGUAAAAGGAUUGCUCUGCAGAUUUGAAAAUUGAUUUUACUUGUCAUACUUAAGAUAAGGGAGGACAGUGUAAAUGUAUCAGUUCACCAGAUAAAGGCACAUUUAUAAGUUACUGUCAAACUCAGAAAACCAUGUACACCAGAAAUGUGAUGACCGUUUCAAAGAAGGCCAAUAAAGUUUGGCUGUUUGAACUCUGAACUUGCAUGACAUGAUAUGGAGAGAAGUCAGCCACAACGCUCUCCUGAGUGCUCACCCACUCAAAUGUUAGAACUCAACACAGAA
Molecule: messenger RNA, 2943 nt
Organism: Pocillopora damicornis (cauliflower coral)
Lineage: Eukaryota; Metazoa; Cnidaria; Anthozoa; Scleractinia; Pocilloporidae
Product: myotubularin-related protein 10
Biological process (GO): phosphatidylinositol dephosphorylation
Cellular component (GO): membrane; cytoplasm
Source: RefSeq, a predicted model, not a curated record